Messenger RNA from Polypterus senegalus (gray bichir), 1369 nucleotides. It is a transcript of the gene tipin, whose product is annotated as timeless interacting protein. Gene Ontology annotation, cellular component: replication fork protection complex; nucleus. Bases 201 to 1172 code for a protein of 323 amino acids. Gene Ontology annotation, molecular function: DNA binding. The record is from RefSeq and is a predicted model, not a curated record. Lineage: Eukaryota; Metazoa; Chordata; Cladistia; Polypteriformes; Polypteridae. The transcript is spliced from 9 exons. Gene Ontology annotation, biological process: replication fork arrest; DNA replication checkpoint signaling; DNA damage response.
UUAAGUUAGGCGGGUAAUGUAUGCAUCGGUGCAGGAAGGUGUUUUUCUGCUGCAGUUUAUAGUUGCGUAGAGUCGAUUGUUAGAGUAUUUGUAUCAAUACUUUUUUUUAUGGUGGUAAAGAUGUUGUAAUACAUGGUUCGAAUGGGAAAGUAGUAAUUGGCGCGCGGUUCCGAAGAAACGCGUGGCUUUGAGGAUAGAGAAUGAUGGGGAAGGCUGAGAUGCGCAACUGCAUAAGAAGGUGGACAGGUACAAUGGGGAGCCAUUUGGAGGAGGAUUUGCAUAGCCUUCCUGAGUAUGAAAAUGAAGAAGAGGAAGACUUUCCCCCUCUAUCUCCGCCCCACUCCCUGGGUCAAAAUGACGGGGAUGUGGAUCUCUUUGCCAAUGGUGAACAGACUGGGGAGAUUUCUAAACUGGAUGAAGCUCCAGUUGCUAAGAGAAGAGCUGUGAAGCGACCACAACCAAAAUUAGACUCCCAGAGGCUAAUUUCUGAAAGAGGUCUUCCUCUACUUCGAACUCUGUUUGAUAAUGUCAAAUUCAAGGGCAAAGGCAACGAGGCUGAAGACUUAAAGCUGCUGAUGCAGCAUAUGGAGCAUUGGGCACACCGCCUCUACCCAAAGCUGCAAUUUGAGGAUUUUAUUAAUAAACUUGAAGUUCUGGGAAACAAAAAAGAGGUUCAGACUUGUCUCAAACGAAUUCGAAUGGACAUGCCUCUGACGCAUGAAGAUUUCAUUACGAAACCUGACGAGGAUGCACCAAAUGCUAACCAGUUACCUGAAGAGCCAGAUCCUUUCCUUACCUCGACUCCCAUGACGGCACCAGUCCACUCUACUCCCAUGGGAAGCAGCACACUGACGGAUGACCAGCGCCAAAGAAUUGAGCGCAAUAAACAGCAAGCAAUGGAGCGGAGACUGCUCAGGCUACAGCAGGCAGCCUCAACUCAGGACCAGAAUGGUUCCACCCUUGAGAGUCCUCUAGAAACAGCCCAAGACUUACCAGAAGACGGAGACCCUGGGGUGAUUGAUAUGCAGUCAAACUCUGUGCCAGAUGAGAGUGAUGAAGAGGUGGGGACCCCUAGUAUGGAACAUGCAGUCCCUUUGCCAGAGGAGCAAGUAAGCAAAAGAGAACCUGACCAAAGUGAGGUUCUGGAGGAGCCAGAGGAUGGCCAUAUUUAACCUUUUGGUUUUCACAGUUCAACAACUUCUUACAUUUACAAUGUAAGGUUCUGUUUUAAUGACAAACUGCAAUAUUUUCCAAAACUUUAUUAUUUUUUUUAAUAUUCAGAAUUAAAACUAACUUUAUAUAAAAAAGCAGCAGAUUUAAUCUUUUGUUUCAAGUCGCAUGUCAUGUUGGAUGCAGGCUGGGGUCCUUC